AUGUUGUUGGGUGUUCACCAUUUGUGGAUUGAAUCAGACUCUGAGGCAGUGGUCAUGGUGGUGAUGGCAUGGUUGAUUCCAUGUUGCGUGUUGCUCAAGAAUGCGGGUGGAGGUUCUUUCUACAAUGUGACAACUGGGAGAAGGGAUGGAACAAUUUCAAAUAAGACCGAAGCUGAGCUUCUCCUCCCUCCUGCUGAGAUAUCAGUCACUGAUUCCAUUGCAGCAUUUGGAAAUCUUGGAAUGAAUGUUUCAGACAUGGUUGCUCUCAUUGGUGGUCACACAGUAGGGGUUGCCCAUUGUUCUUCCUUCCAAGAUCGUCUCUACAAUUACAAUAACACCGGAAAGGCUGACCCAACAAUGGAUUCAACUCUACUUGCCUCUUUGAAGACGACUUGUCCCCAGAAUUCGACGGUCGAUAACACAGCUAAUCUGGAUCAGAACACAGUCAGUUUGAAUACUUUCGACAACUCCUUCUUCAUGCAAAUUCAAAAGAACAAAGGAAUUUUGGGAAUUGACCAAGAGAUUGAUUUGGAUACUAGAACUAAUGGCACUGUUUCAUCCUUUGCCAGUAACAAUAGUGUGUUCUUGGCACAAUUUGCAACUGCCUUUGUCAAGAUGGGAGCCACAAAUGUCAUUUUAGAGCCAGCAGGAGAGAUUAGGCUAAAUUGUCGAUCCACUAAUUAAUAUCUUUGCCCUCCUCCUACUCUUCCUAAGUGCAAUUAA
Molecule: messenger RNA, 723 nt
Organism: Macadamia integrifolia
Lineage: Eukaryota; Viridiplantae; Streptophyta; Magnoliopsida; Proteales; Proteaceae
Product: peroxidase 28-like
Exons: 3
Coding region: 1-684 (227 amino acids)
Biological process (GO): response to oxidative stress
Molecular function (GO): peroxidase activity; heme binding
Source: RefSeq, a predicted model, not a curated record